AUGGAGAUUUUUAUGGAAGAAGUUCGGAAACACGAAUGUUUGUGGAAUCCAACAUCCCCAUAUUAUAAAGAUUCAGAAAAAAGAGAAGCCUCCUGGCGCGCCAUUAUACAAACAACAAAGAUGGAAAACAAAGGAUGGAAAAGUGGUCAAGCUGCCAACAACACGCGUCUUUGGAAGUUCCAGAAAGUUAUGGAAUUCCUUGUUCCAUACACGCAAAAUAGGAACACAACUGGAAAUUAUUCCCAAGAUAAUUCACAGGUGUCUCAAGAAAGUAAUCAUACUCAAGUUUCGGAAUUGGACGAGGACAACUUUGAAGUAGAAAACGAAAAUGAAAACAGCCAAUCUUCUAAUAUAACUGCUGCAAGUUCCGAAACCACAUCACAAAAUACAAGCACACCUAUUACACGCAAACGUGUACAUAGUGUUCAACAUGAAAUUUUAAAUUUUGUUAAGAUCCAGCAAACAGACCGAGAGAAAAGAAAAACAGAACGUGAUUUGAGAAACCAAGUAAUUGACAAAAUGGAUGACAUGGAUCAUUUUUUUCUUAGUAUUUGUGAAAGUACAAAAAAAAUUACCCAAACCGGCACAGCUUCGUCUUAA
Parnassius apollo (apollo) is the source of this 600-nucleotide messenger RNA. Lineage: Eukaryota; Metazoa; Arthropoda; Insecta; Lepidoptera; Papilionidae. The record is from the annotation of a GenBank genome assembly.